UGCAGCAUAAAUGCAUUUCGACAGCGUUCUUUUUUUCCGUAAUAAUUGUUUGUUUUUUUAAAUUCAAUCGAAGUGGGCUAUUCUGAAUUACUUAAAAAAAAACGUGUGCCCGUCAGUAUAACUACGUUUACCACAUCGUUUAAUCUUAGUAAUUUUGAAGAAAAAUAAAUGUCCGGAGAAUCCAGCUUUGUACUAUCGAAGGAGUGUGACGACAUGGAUAUAGUUAUGUCUCAAAUAAAGACUGGUGAUUUACAAUUUGACGAUAAUGUCAUUUUGGUCGAAACGAUGAGUGUGAAUGGAGCGACGUCUUUCGCUCAAUCAGAAAGCGAUGACAUGGACGAAAUAAUGUCCCAAAUUGACACAGAAGCAAUGGAACAAGAUCAACGAAUGGACGAAAUGGACCUGAUAAUUUCACAGAUCGAUACUGAAGAAUUGCAACAGGAAAUCGACGACAUAAGUGAUUCGCAAGAAAUUAUUGAUGAGUACACCGCAGCUUUGUCAGAAAUCAGCGAGGAAGUUGUAAAUGAAAUGGGACAAGAGGACGACAUUGAACACGAUAUUCCUCCCGAGUUGAUGGAAGAAUACCAUCGAGCGAUGGACCAAAUAAUUCCGACGAAAUCCGGCAACCGCUAUCAGCAGGCCUACGAUGUGUUCAGAAAGUGGCAGGAAGCGCAUCGCACGAAUAGUUUUGACGAAAAAAUUGUGUUAGCCUAUUUCGGUGCGGCAGCUAAAAAAUAUAAACCGCCAACGCUUUGGAGCAUCUAUUCCAUGCUUAAGAAAACACUGCUUUGUAAGCAUAAUGUGGACUUGGUAAAACACUGUCGGCUACGAGCUUUUCUGAAGAUGAGAUCCGAUGGCUAUGAACCCAAGAAAGCGAACGUGUUUGAAACGGAACAUCUGCGCAAAUUUUUUCUUGAAGCACCCAAUGAUGUCUACUUGGGCAUGAAGGCUGUCAUGAUAUUCGGCCUGUGCAGUGGAUCCAGAGGAUGUGAGCUGACUAAUUUAACAUUGGAUAACGUGAAAGACGACGGCAAAGAAGUUAUCGUGAAAAUACCAAUGACGAAAAUGAAAACGAAAACUGCCAAGCUCUACGUCGUUGGCAACGAUUUUGCAAAGAUCAUUCGCCAAUACCUUGACAUGCGUCCAGCAUCGGUGACAACGGACCGUUUAUUCCUGCAAUGGAGGAAAGGAAAGUGUAUUGCUCAAGUGAUGGGCAAGAACAGUAUUGCUAAGAUACCAAAGGAUGUUGCACGAUUCCUAAAGUUGCCUGAACCGAAUUCGUAUACUGGACAUAGCUACCGUCGGACUACAACGACAGUUGCUGCCAAUGCUGGUUUCACUGUUACGGAGCUUAAACGAUUUAUUGGUUGGAAGUCGGACAGAGUUUGUGAAGGGUACAUUAAAGAUUCUGUCGGUUAUCAACGAAAGUUGUCAAAACGACUUUGCGACGAAAUUUUACCCUCAACAAGCACCGGAGACAUUUCACCACCUUCAUUCGAAGAUUCGGAUCCGCUCACAAUUCCGGUUGUGACCACGAUUCCGGCUUUGCCCACUAUGCCGGUUUUGCCAGCGAUUCCGGUUAUGCCCACAAUUCCGGUUGUGACCACGAAACCGUCCACGAAACCGACCAUUUUGUCGUCCACGAUUCCGGAAGUUCUGCCAUUCAAGGUCCCAGCUGUUCGGCCGUCAACAAAUGUGUCUGUACCGUCCACGAUUCCAGCUGCUGUGCAGUCGCCCAUGUCAAUACAAUUUGACUCUUCUUCUGGACUCACGCUUUCUGGUGCCGGAAAGACUCUUACACUAUCUGGUGUUGAUGGAUCGCAAAAUGCUCUAAAGAAGGAGCCGAAUGUCAUUUAUCAUUUUGGGGGUGACAACAAUUCUUUUACAAUAAUUAACAUGAAAUAACUCCGAACAAUAACUGCUU
Molecule: messenger RNA, 1924 nt
Organism: Bradysia coprophila
Lineage: Eukaryota; Metazoa; Arthropoda; Insecta; Diptera; Sciaridae
Biological process (GO): DNA integration; DNA recombination
Molecular function (GO): DNA binding
Source: RefSeq, a predicted model, not a curated record